Molecule: messenger RNA, 1605 nt
Organism: Hipposideros armiger (great roundleaf bat)
Lineage: Eukaryota; Metazoa; Chordata; Mammalia; Chiroptera; Hipposideridae
Gene: CHI3L1
Product: chitinase 3 like 1
Exons: 10
Coding region: 65-1222 (385 amino acids)
Biological process (GO): carbohydrate metabolic process; chitin catabolic process
Cellular component (GO): extracellular region
Molecular function (GO): chitin binding
Source: RefSeq, a predicted model, not a curated record
AGAAAGUGGGAGGCCCACGCACACGGGACGAGGCCACACCUGCCCCCUCUCUGCUGCAGCCAGGAUGGGUCGGGGGGUGGCUUGCGCAGGCUCGGUGGUCCUGGUCCUGGCGCUGCUCCAGAGCUGUGCAGCAUACAAGCUGGUCUGCUACUACACCAGCUGGUCCCAGUACCGGGAGGGUGACGGCAGCUGCUUCCCCGACGCCGUGGACCCCUUUCUGUGCACCCACGUCAUCUACAGCUUUGCCAACAUCAGCGACAACGAGAUUGACACCUGGGAGUGGAAUGACGUGACGCUGUACGGCACACUGAACACACUGAAGAGCAGGAACCCCAACCUGAAGACUCUCCUGUCUGUUGGAGGAUGGAACUUUGGUUCUCACAGGUUCUCCAAAAUAGCUGCCAAUGCCCAGAGUCGCAGGACUUUCAUCAAGUCAGUGCCACCCUUUCUGCGGGCCCAUGGCUUCGACGGGCUGGACCUCGCCUGGCUGUACCCUGGACGGAGGGACAAGCAGCAUCUCACCAGUCUGGUCAAGGAGAUGAAGGCUGAGUUUUCGAGGGAGGCCCGGGAGGGGACAGAGCGGCUCCUGCUCAGCGCGGCUGUGUCUGCUGGGAAGGUGGCCCUUGACCAAGGAUACAACAUCGCCCAGCUAGCCCAACACCUGGACUUCAUCAACCUCAUGACGUACGACUUCCACGGUGCCUGGCGCCAGACCACCGGACAUCACAGCCCCCUGUUCCGAGGCCAGAAAGAUGCACGUGCUGACAGGUUCAACAACGUUGACUACUCCGUGGGCUACGUGCUGCGGCUGGGGGCCCCGGCCGAGAAGCUGGUGAUGGGCAUCCCCACCUUUGCGAAGACCUUUACCCUGGCCUCUUCCGAGACGGGUGUGGGAGCACCCACCUCAGGGCCUGGAACAGCUGGCCGAUUCACCAAGGAGGAAGGAACCCUGGCCUACUAUGAGGUCUGUGACUUGCUUCGUGGAGCCACGGUCCAUAGACUCCUGGACCAGCGGGUUCCCUAUGCCACCAAGGGCAACCAGUGGGUGGGGUACAGCGACCCGGAGAGCGUCAAAAUCAAGGUGCAGUACCUGCGGAACCAGCAGCUGGCGGGCGCCAUGGUGUGGGCCCUGGACUUGGACGACUUCCGGGGCACAUUCUGUGGUCAGAACCUGCCCUUCCCUCUCACAAGUGCCAUCAAGGACGCGCUCACUGCGGCUUAGCCUCCGUCCUCCUGCAAAGGAGCCAGGUUGCCCACCCUACUGAACCUGUCACCCUCCGCGGAACCCCCUUGCAGAGGGCCACUGCUCUGAGGCCUGAGCUAGGCUCUGGUGCAGGGCCAGCAGCAGAGGAUCUGGAGGCAGCACACACUGUUGAUGAGUGAAACGCUCGAUGGCCCCAAGCCCAGUGCAAGGGGAUUUCCUCCAGCUCCCUUCCCCAGGCCUCUGUCUCAAAGGACGCCACUGGGCAAGCUCCACCACCAAGGAGCCUAACGCCACCUCUGUAGAGCCCAACUUGAACCCCCAGGAGCACAGCUGAGCCCCGCACACACACCCCCUUCCUCCGCCACAAGAUGUUCAAUAAAGCACCAGAGCUUCAAAGCAUU